This is a messenger RNA of Syngnathus acus (greater pipefish), 7930 nucleotides long. RefSeq names its product zinc finger CCCH-type containing 12B (gene zc3h12b). Bases 418 to 2925 code for a protein of 835 amino acids. Gene Ontology annotation, molecular function: RNA endonuclease activity; mRNA binding; metal ion binding. The record is from RefSeq and is a predicted model, not a curated record. The transcript is spliced from 6 exons. Gene Ontology annotation, cellular component: cytoplasmic ribonucleoprotein granule; nucleus. Lineage: Eukaryota; Metazoa; Chordata; Actinopteri; Syngnathiformes; Syngnathidae.
ACAUUGUGGAAGGAGCGCGCUGAGGUGUCAUCAGCGAGAAUCCUCUCGUGAUGUGGCAACCUUGAGCAAACUGCGACAGCAGAGCAGCGCCAAUGACAGCCAAACAUCCGUGGAGCGGGCGAGGAGGAUGACAGCAACAUGGUGAGCCUGCUCCUGCUGCAUGGCAACGAUCGCGACCAGUUACGUGCGCUCUCUUGCACACGCACGAGUCCCGCUGUGUCGCCGCAACUUCGACGCAGUGUCUAAGUAGUUCACACAGGGAAGAGCGCAAUCUUUCGGUCCGACUCGAGGAGUUUUUCAAAGUCUAGCAAUGAACAAGAUCCCUUGGUUGGAUCUGAGGUGAGGAAGAAGCAUGGGGCGUAAAUCCAAAGUGUUGAAGCAAACGUGACAGUAUGUUCUGCGUCGGAGAGGCUCAAAAUGGAAAAGCACCCAUGCAGGGAGGAGAACAUUGACUCAAGCAGGGACCGGCAUGCCCCCGACGAGCCCGAGGACGGCAGCAGUUCGGAUAGUGACGCUGAGGAGCAGCUGCGGCAGAAGGCUCAGGUGAACAGCAACAAAAAGUGGGAGCCCUUGGCGGUGGUGACAAAGCCCCAUCGGCAGCUCUGUCGUUCUCCGUGCCUGGACCGGCCCAGUUUUUCCCAGAGUAGCACGGUGCAAGAUUCCCGUGAGGAUGAAACCGCUGCGGGAUCAGCCGUCAAAGCGGCCAGUAAGAAAGAUUACCAGACAAAAAUGGACUUUGCGUUGAAGCUGGGCUACUCUGGGGAGCAGGUGGAGAUGGUGCUCAGUAAAGUGGGGGCCGCUGCUCUCAUUAAUGACAUUCUUGCUGAGCUGGUGAGACUCGGGAACAAAGUGGAGCCCGAAAGUCAACCUUGCAGCACGGCGGCGGCCGCAUCGGCGUCGCUGUCGCUCACGCCGUGCGUUAAAGAGACUGUUAGUCCCGAAGUGUCUGUGGAAGAGGAAUCUGUGGACCCUUACGAUAACCUCAGGCCGAUUGUCAUCGAUGGAUCAAAUGUGGCAAUGAGCCAUGGAAACAAAGAGGUUUUCUCUUGCCGUGGUAUCCAACUUGCUGUCGAAUGGUUCAUAGAGAAAGGGCACAAAGACAUCACUGUGUUUGUCCCAGCAUGGAGAAAAGAGCAGUCCAGGCCUGAUGCCCUCAUUACAGAUCAAGAAAUCUUACGCAAGCUCGAAAAAGAGAAGAUCCUGGUUUUCACCCCAUCUCGGAGGGUCCAAGGCAGAAGAGUGGUGUGCUAUGACGAUCGCUUCAUAGUGAAGCUGGCUUAUGAUUCUGAUGGAAUUAUCGUGUCCAACGACAACUACAGAGACUUGCAAAAUGAAAAACCAGAGUGGAAGAAGUUCAUCGAGGAACGGCUCCUAAUGUAUUCAUUCGUCAAUGACAAAUUUAUGCCACCUGAUGAUCCACUGGGAAGACAUGGUCCGAGUUUGGAAAAUUUCCUCCGCAAGCGUCCUGUUGUCCCAGAGCAUAAAAAACAACCAUGCCCCUAUGGCAAAAAGUGCACAUAUGGACACAAGUGCAAAUAUUAUCAUCCGGAGCGAGUCAAUCAGCCGCUGCGGUCGGUGGCUGACGAACUGCGGGCCUUCGCCAAACUCUCCGCAGUCAAGACAAUGAGCGAGGGGGCCUUAGCCAAAUACGGCACCGGGCCGGCGAUGGUGACCAGGGACGGCAACUCCGAAGUCAAACGCGUGGCGCCCAAACGCCAGUCGGACCCGAGCAUCCGCUCGGUGGCCUGCGAGUCUCCAGAAAGCCUUUCGGUCAUGAGGAAGUCUGAGACCAAUUCAGUGCCUUCCCUUGUGACCGCUCUCAGCGUGCCCACCAUGCAGCCCGUCAAGAGCCACGCGGCCGGGGCCUUGAACACGCGAUCCGCCAGCAGCCCGGUGCCAGGUUCUUUGCAGUUCUCCCACAGUUCGCUGGAGCACAUGUCCAGUGUGCAGUACCCUCCCAUUCUGGUAACCAACAGUCACGGCGCUUCUGUGACAUACAGCGAGCAGUUCCCAAAGUAUGACUCGGUCAGCGACCACGGCUAUUAUUCACUGCACAGUGACUUCUCAAACAUGAGCAUGAGCAGUAUGCACAACGUCGACAGUUUCUGUAGCAUGGAGCACGAGCACGUGGUGUGCCAGAGAACUCGCAGCCACUGCGCCGAGUCCUGCCUCGGCCACUCCAACAGUGACUCUUUCCCCUCUUACGGCGACAUGUACCCCAGCUCUGUGGACGGGAGCUUGGAGGAGAGCAUGAAGGGCCAGCAGCAGUCUCCGGCAACGGGGAGAAUGCAGACUUUCGGUUUUCGGCACGAAGCGCUCACGAGGGUGCAAAGUUACGGGCCCGAGGAGCCCAAGCAGGGUCCGCGGAAGCAGCCUGCCCCUCAUCUGGCUCCGCACAUCCAGCACGUGGCGGUGGGGGCCAGGUCGAGCUGCCCCGGGGACUACCCCGUCGCUCAGAACGUCCUCCCGCCGCUGUCCUCGCAGCCGACGCGCUCCCUCGGCAUGACCCGUAUGGACAGCGUAUCCGAUUCCAGGUUGUACGACAGCAACCCCAUGAGACAGAGGCGACCGCCGCUGUGCCGCGAGCAGCACGCGAGCUGGGACCCCCUGCCCUGCGGCAACGAGUCGUACGGAUACCACUCGUACCCUCUGAGCAACAGCCUGAUGCCGUGCUGCGAGCGGGUCAUGGUCCGCAGCAUGCCUGACAAAAUGGAGCAAAUUUGGAACGUGCCGUGGGAGGCCUCAGCUGCGGCGGAACACCAAGAACGGUAUGUCGUCCCAGAGCACCAGUAUCAAACAUAUCGGAACCUUUGCAACAUUUUUCCCGCUUACGUGGUCCAUUCGGUGAUGGAGAAGAACCCCCAUUUGACAGACCCCCAACAACUGGCAGCUGUCAUUGUCACAAAUUUGAGGUCUUGUCACUGAGGUGGAAAUUUAGUACAGAGAUUUGAGCAUUUUGGUUGCAAAGACAGGCACUUGAUAAAUGUUGCCAAAUGUGCAACAUUUGCCCUCAGGAGUUCUUUUUUUUUUAUGUCUUUGCUGCAAAAUCCAGCUCUCUGGUUUUCCAUCAGCAAGACAACAUUAAGUCAACAGCAUAGAUAAAGUUUGUCUGGCAUUUUUUAAACACAAUUGUAAGACAUAAAAGGCUACACAUUUAUAUAAAGUGUAGUACAUUUGUAAAAGGACACUUGUAUUUUUUUCCAUAACACGUCUAUCACACCUGACCAGGAGCCAAGUUUCCUUUCAAUUUUUAAAAUAAGAUUUUUAAAUAGAAGGACUUUCUCCUGCAACGUCUUUUGGGGUUGCACUUAUGUAAAAUUUGUCAUUUGGUUUCAAUCUUUGACCCACCUGGCAACAUGACACCAGUUGCUGCUUUUUAGCAUUUGGAUUCAUUUAAAGAGGAAAGCAACCUAAAAAAAAAAAAUGCUCUGUGCAGCCUAACUAGUCAAAACAUGGUUAAUGUUAUGUUUCUUAAAAAAUGCAGGCAAAAUACCCCUUUAUCUAUCACGGGUGGCGGCCAUUUUGCCACUUGCUGUCGACUGAAAAUGACAUCAAAGUUGCCAGGUCUCAGGUCACAACCAAUCACGGCUCAGCUUCACAAAUCAGAAAUGAACCUGAGACCUGGCAACUGUGAUGUCAUUUUCAGUCGACAGCAAUUGGCAAAAUGGCCGCCCCCUGAGCUGGAUAAAACGGGGUGAACUUUGCUUCUCAAUCGGAAUGGCGUGUUUAGAUUAGUGGGGGCACAAACAACAUUAUUGUAAAGAAAAUGUUGGGGUUGACUUCCCUCUUUAAUGAACACUAUGUUUUAUCCACAUUAAGACAUCCUGUUCAGAUCAUAUGGAUGUGCUGUGAAUGUUUGCGCUGCAGUACAAAUAUUAAUAACUUUCUUUAGCUUUGCUUCUGCUGUAAAUAACAAAUUUUUUUUGGUGUGUUCAUUUGUUUUAACACGAGUAAGAGGGAGGUACACACAUACCUCCAAGCAUGAACUAUGAUAUUUAAUGGCCUUAUAUCUGAAUGACCUCACGCGUUAGUCUUCUUCAAUGAACGUCUUUGUCACUGAAGCCUCCUACUUUCAAACGUAAAAGCACUAUCUCAGAAAUCUAUUUUCUCAGUUUCACAAAGCAAAUAUUUUGGUAGAAUUCGACCGUGCACAAAGCAAGCCAAAAAGAGAUUUGUCUUGUAUCCACAGGUGCACACGUCUAUAUCUAUGUACAUAUAAAUCACACAAAAGCCAUUAUUUCAGUCAUUUAUAAGCUGCUAAAUAAUGCCAAAAAAAAAGAAAUCGGUCAUUAUUUUGACGUCACAUUUCAUUUUGCUUCACAUAAUUGGGAUUAGUUCUCAUUUCCGGUUGUAUUUUUUUUGUCAGAUUACUUGUGAAAAUAAUAUAUAAUAUGUAUUUUAGGCUUUUAGAUACAGCGCUCUGAUUUUUUUUUUUUAAUUAGCUGAGUUUCUCUAGUAUGAAUGGGUGUUUCUGUGGCCCAUUGCAAAUACAAUGUUAUCACAAUAACACUUGUUUUUUAUUUUUUUUAAUUUAUUCCCAGGCUACAUAUAGUAUGUGAUCUUAAAAAGAAUUAUCUCUGAACUUUUUGAGGUUGUCAGUGGAGCUGUUUGUUGCUCAUUUCUAUCAAAGACUACUUUUACAUGCACUUACAUGGACUGACUUCACACAAAGGUGGGACGGCUUUUAUUUCUGGUGGGCUUUAGCUUGAAGACUAUUCUUGAGGUAUUUCCAAGCCCGCUUACAAUUUACUUUUAAGUCAGUCAGUGCUAUUAUAUUGUUAAAAAGCUGCAAAGCAGUUGUGAAACGAAUAAACGGUAAACUAGAUGUAGUAAAAAUAUCACACUAAGAUGAACGAUCACAAUGCAUAUAUAGUAAAAAGAUUACUGGGGAAUAAAAUGUUUGCCAUCAAGUUUGCACACGGACGGCUUUGCUUGUCAUAUUUACAUGGAUAGAUUAAAAAUCCAUCCAUGACUGGAGAGGUUGUAUAAUUAUUAAGAAAAACAAAGAAGUGACGCGAAUGCAAGAAAGCAUGUUUAUGAUGUUUGGCUUUUAUUGUGAGAGUGGAUGGCUCGAUUACAGUUUGGCUGUGCCUUGCAGCGCAUUGCUCUCAGGAUGCUUUCACUUUUUCACUUCACUGGCCAAAAAAAAACAGUGGUCACUGCUGGCAAGCGUCUAUUCUCUUCUAAUAGCGAUAUAUUUUGUGAAAACUUGUACGUGUAUAUAAAGUUGCAAUCGUGAAAACUGCAUUGUAAAACUUUGUACGUUCAAAGUAUGCACCUUGAGUUGUUUAACAAUGGGUGUCUUUUGGGUGGCUUUACAUGAUGAUGUGUUGACAUUAGCAUUCAAAGCUAAUUGCUACAAGUGUGGGCCUUAAAUAGUUGUAGUGUAACCGUUUGAAUUUUGGACUAGAUUUUUUUACAAAAAUUCUAUUUCAAAUUGUACAAUUAGGGAUUUUGAACUUCAAGAUAGCACUGCAGGUAAAGGUCACGGGUAUCAUCUAAAGCCAGCCCAACUGCAAGGUGACGCUCUAAAUGCAUUUAAAGGGAAAUGCCACUUCAGUGAAUCUGUUUGAGCGCCUGACUCUCAAACGGAAGUACAAAAUGCCAAAGUGCCACACAGAUUUUUCCACAUAAAGUGGUAUUACUCUUUAAUUGGGAAUUUAUGUGAGCUCGAUUAUUUUUCUCAAUGGUGAGUCUUUAAAAAUAUAGAUUCGUCUCUAAUGUUAGAUAAAACUUGAGUGUAUAAACAUAAAAAAAAAAAGAUAAAAAAUGAAUGUGUAUAGUCCAAAUAAUUUUUUGGGCUUUGCUGACUUUGUUUUGUUUUUUUUUUCAUGAAAAGGGACAAGGCCACUUUCGGCCAGCUUGUCUGUUCAUGAGAAGGUGAAAACAAACUGCCUAAAUGUUUCUUCAUAUGAAACAAUCAGAUUGCAAGGCUGCUGUCGCCGUUGUUUCUGGCAUUUGGCUCAACGUUUGCGUGCCACCCCCCCCUCUUUGAGCUAGUUAUUUUGUCACACAUUCCAAGAAAAUGUUUUUGGUGUGAAGCGAUAGAGAGAAAAAAAGAACAACUAUCGUUAGUGACUUUUAAUUGCACUGAUGACUACAUAAUCUUAUCUCGAGCCAUAUCGCAGCUCAACUCAAUUGAAAUUGGAAUGAUUGUGUUUUAUUCAGAAAGGUCAGAUCUGAUCCAGUUUCAACCAGAUUACCAUAUUUCCUCAUAUAGUAGGCUGGAAUGCAUUUUGAACUCAACUACAAUGGUCAACCAUGAUUUAUCGAUUUCAACAAAUGAUAAUAAAUUACACGUCAACAAGCCUCCCCCCUAUUUUUUUUGAAGAAAGAGGCAUUAAUGGCGUUUAUUUUUUUAAAUGCAAUGCACAAUUAAUUUGGCUACGAUGUAUUCCAGCAGAAGCCGCUAUUUGAGGAAUUUUCUCACCAUAAAAUGGAUAUCAAAUCACUACAUGAAUACAAGAUGUACACAAAACAAUUAAUUAUUUUUUAAUUUCAAUUCGAAGUUGUUCCAGGCUGUAUCCAAGAGCCAAAAACUUUCAAAAAAAACAACUUGAUCUAAUAUGAUUCAGCUUUGUGAAAAAAAACUUUUCUCGUACUAGUUCAGUGUCCCCCGCAUUCCUUCUUUUAUAUGUGCCGCAAACAACCAAGCCACAAAUGUCUAGAAUUGACUUUUACUUGUUGAUACAAAUUGUAUCUCUACCUUGAAUGUAAAUUAAAUAUCCAAUGUAUAUUAUGAAAACAGUUUCAUUUAAAUGAAGGGGGGGAAAUGCCUAAUGUGUGUGACACUGUGUGUCACUGGGAGUAGCCCUUAGGUAUGUACUAUAUUUUAUUGGGUACAGUAAUUAAUUUCCUGGGACUUUGAUACGCUGGGUCAAGCGCACAACGAGAAAAAAAGUGUGUGGCUCUAAGCAUCACUGUACAUACUUGUGUGUUCCUGUGGAUAGGAUUUCAUGUGUAAAUGUAAAACAUUAAUUCAGUUCACUUGAAUGUUGUAACCUGUGCUUAUUUUCUCCUGAUUUGUUGAUUUUUCCUUGUGUAAAAACUUUGCAUAUUUGGGUGUUAAAAAAAAAAAAAAAAUGCAGAUUGUUACGCACCAAACUAAUCUACUUUAAUGGACAUUUUUUACUAAAAACUACAAAAUGAGAGCACAGUGCUAGUUUUGGAUCAUUUGUGUAGUGAUGUUUUUUUUUUUUUUUAGAUUAUUUUUUUCUCUUCAAACUUUAAUGUAGUGGAAUGUUUGGCAAGCGGCUGAAGAACUAAUGUUGACAUGCAGAUAGAUAUGUGCUUUUUGUUGUUACUUUUUAACCACUGAAAUGUGAUAUUGAAGUUGUGUAUCAUUUUGCUGUCCACGGACAGUUUUGUGUACUUUCAACUGGCGCCCUAUGGAAAUUGAACUAUUUUGAGGUUUUGUGUUGAAUAGCAUGUCAAUGGAUAAGAUGAAAAACCAAAGUUGUUGUUUUUUAUUCUUAUUUUUCUCGUACACAUUGUGAUUCAAACACACAUUCACACUAAUUGUGUACCUAUGAUACUUGAUGCCAGCAAACUCCCAGAUGGACAGAUUUGGUAUGCAGAAUGUCAGAACUAGAGGUGUGCUCAUUAACACAACUGUACGUAUUUACAGUGUAAUACUCAGGUUUAACCCCGCUAACAUUCAAAAAUCAUAUGAUUCAAAAAUAGUGAGUUGUCCUGGUGACUUUUCUAAAGUGGUGUGAGUGGACUGUUGUGUCUGCAAUGUAAGAAGGGAAACAUUGAAGCAAGCUUUUUGUGUUGUGCUUGUCUGCAGUAUUGUAAUCUACACUGGGUGAAAAGCUUUGCUUUUUUUUUUUUUUGUAGACCAAACUAGACUAUUUGAGUCUGUGGGCUCAAACAAAAUGUAAGUCUUAAUGACGUGUUUCUCACCAUGAAUAAAGCUACAUUAUGUUCA